This is a messenger RNA of Symbiodinium natans, 924 nucleotides long. The record is from the annotation of a GenBank genome assembly. NCBI's taxonomy places the organism in Eukaryota, Dinophyceae, Suessiales, Symbiodiniaceae.
AUGCCGGCCGACGCCGUUGAAGCAGGCGAUCGGGGAGGCGCCGCGGCGCCCAUCGCCAAGCUCUCCCGGCUGGCUCUCAAGGAUGCCCUGCUGGAGUUGGAGAUCGUGGCUCGGAAGACCCGCGACGCGUCCUCGGCAGCAGUCCUGCAGCUCUUCCAGUCGGCUGAGAAGCGCUUCGGUGUGGAGGAACCCUACGAGUUCACGCUGCCUCCCUUCGCACAGCGGGAUGGGUUUCCGACGUCCUUCCAGAUUUGGUUCUCUGAGGCAGCCAUCAUGGCUACCAAAGCUGCGCUCUUCAACGAUAAGGAUGUGUUUGACCAAAUCCUUCGAGCCCUUCGACCUGAUCAGGUCAAGUCGCUCGGGCGUCGCGUGCGGAACUUCGACGAGGAAGUGUGGCAGCGACAUCUGGAAGACAUUGCCUUCGAGGUGGUGUUGCAGAAGUUCCGCUCCCGCGCGUCACUGAAGGACGUGCUGCUGAAGACGGGUGAUGCCGUCCUCGUCGAGGCGGCCAAGGACGACAGAAUCUGGGGUGUGGGAAUCGACAAGUCCGAUGCCAGAAUCUGGAACCCGGAGAAAUGGCGUGGGCGGAACAUCCUUGGAAAUGCGCUGAUGAAGGCGCGUCAGGUGCUGCGGACGGUGCUUUCGGAUACCUCAACACAGAAGCACUUCACACCUCAGCACUUCGAAAAGGGAAGCUCCAGCUUCAGUGGCUACGCGCGGAAGACGAAGGCAAGUGAGCCGGAGGUGGAGAAGUCACUUCCAGACUCAGAGCCAGCUCCGCCGGACGUUGCGCAGCUCCCCACGGGUGACGUGGCGGAGAAGAAGAUCCGCUCGUUGAAGAAGAAGCUGCGCGACAUCGCGAAGCUGAAGGAGAAGGCUGCCGCAGGUCCCAUCGACCCGCUCCAGCAGCAGAAGACCUCGUAA